This is a messenger RNA of Anopheles nili, 2394 nucleotides long. Its product is annotated as centrosomal protein of 162 kDa-like. The transcript is spliced from 7 exons. Gene Ontology annotation, biological process: cilium assembly. Gene Ontology annotation, cellular component: centrosome; axonemal microtubule; centriole. The record is from RefSeq and is a predicted model, not a curated record. The coding region runs from base 1 to 2394 and encodes 797 amino acids. Lineage: Eukaryota; Metazoa; Arthropoda; Insecta; Diptera; Culicidae.
AUGUCCGCGGAGCGCAACGGCUUUGAGCUGCGGGCCAAGCGCAAAGAACCCCAGUGCGACAGCGAGGAAUCGCUGGAUGAGUUUCUGGAGCACGAACUAGUGUGCUGGCUGAACGAGGACAAGCCGAUCUGUGCGAAGGUAGCGACCCUGCGGCCAGAGCUGUACGGUGAGCUGAACCAUUUGUUUGACGUGGUGAACGAAGCCGACAACCGCUGCGUGGAAGAGAUUCUGCACGAGGCCGAGCUGUUGAUGGAGGACGCCACAGGACUUGACCGGCCGCAUUCGCCAUUCCAGUGGAACGAACCGCUGCCAGAGUUAGACGCUGGCCAGCGAAAAGAUUCGAAUCGGAACCGGACCAUCGACAAGUGCCUGCAGACAAUCAACCCCGGCACACGGACCGUACUGCAAACCGCCACGAUUUUUUCGCCACAAUCGAUCGUACUGGUGCGAAUGCUCGUAACCGUCCGGAUUGUGCACCGGAAGGAUGUACCAGUCAAUGGUGCGGAGAUACGCCGGCUGGUUGUCCCAGUCCUCGAUCAGUUCGUUCGCGAUGUGCUUAACUUCAGUCCGCGUGAUAACACCUCCUCCACCAAGGAUGCAGAUGGGUACGUCCGAACCAAGCAAGGACAUUCUCCGCUACAACGGAUACGUGACCUUGCGCCAGCUGAGCUUGGGCCUACCGUGACAUUGGUCGAUCAACCGCCUGCAAUCAAAAAGAACGCCACACCCCAGCCGGAACCACCGACCAACCCAGCCGGACGUCGGAGCAAACAGGAAGUCCCGAGGAGACAGACUUGCGACAAAUCCACGCAACCAUCGCCGACACACGAGCAACCGGAUCGAUGGUCCAAAGAUCGACAACUCGAGCUGAAGAUCACCGUACUGGAGGACCGAUUAAAGGACACCGAAGAGCGCUAUCAGAGCCUGCGGUUGCAAUACGAUACGCUGUCCCAGGUGCACAGGACAUUGCGCGAUAGUUACGCCACGCUGCAGGAGGAGAGCGAAAUGAUGCAGUUUGAUAUACGCCACCUGACCAGUUGUGCCGAAGUGCUGAGAUCCGAGCUGCAGUCGGCCCGGUGUGAUCGGGAUUCCGCCAUCGAACUGCAGAAGCUGCUGCAAACCGAGCUGGACGAAUCGCGCAAAGACCGCAAAAAACUGCAAGAUGGCAGCGAGAAGGACGUAAAAACCAUACAGGACUUGCAGCGGCAGUGCCGCGAGAUGGAGCGAAUCAUGAUGCGCAAAAAUCCGGACUCCAUAUCGGCGCUGAUAGUUGCCAGUAAAUCACCGACGGGGACACCGCCGGGAACCGAUAGCACCUCGUCCACCUGCCGCGUGCUGGAACAACGCAUCGCCCAGCUGGAAGCGGAUGCCCGGAAACAGGACGCAAAAGCGCAAGGUAUACUAGCCGACGUGCAGGCCCGCUUUAACUCGGUGCAGGCGAAGUACGAGACGCACAUCGCGGAUCUCGAGAUGCAGGUGCUCAGCCUGCAGGAGAUCAACUCGAAGCUAAACGAAAAGAUCAUACGCCAGAUGGAGGAACUGGCCAGCAUCGGUAGCCAUGCGGUUACCGUCGCUGCCACCAGCACUGCUAGCUUCACGCAAACCGACGGCACACCACCGCCGGACGACGUGUCUGAGCGGACACGUAAGAGAGAUCCUGUUAAAAUGCGCUCUAUUUUAGUCCAAACGGAUCCGGCCGGUGGCGAACCGGUGACCACGGUGCGAUCCGCACCGAACGCCAAGCGGGCUCAGGCGCAAAGCAAGGAGGACGCCCAUCUGCUGGCCACAAUCCGUGGCAUGCGCGUUGACCUGGCGAUCAAGGAGAAGGCCGUGCAACGGCUAACGCGUGAGGUUGAGGAGUGUAAGAAAACGAUCAAGAAGCUGCAGAAGAAGAAGGACCCGAUACCGGGCAAAGGCGAUGUCGGACGGUCACCGGCGAGGGUGCGCAGCAAGACGGGAGACACGGCGGAACCGGAUACGGUCGGUUCGCUUCGGGAGGCGCAGUCCCGCGUGAAGGCACUUGAGAUAGAUUACAAGACGCUGCAGGAGAAACGGAUGCAAGAUCUCAAAACCCUUCAAGCCGCCCAUGAAAAGGAGCUGGCGUCGUGCCACGAAUCGAUACGAUUCCUGCAGCAACGGAUGGCAGAAAGCGAGGAGGAGCUACUGCACCGGAAGGAUAAGCAACGGCCGGGUCAUAAUACCGAUUACUACGGACUGAAGGCAAAGCGAAAGCGCACCCUUAAAAGAAUUGUAAGCCCGACGCUGAUUCUUACCAGAAAGUUUUGGCUGUCUGGAACCAUUCCGUCCUGCAAGGAGUUGAUACACCAUUCGGCAUACAAAGCAACUGCAUUAUGGAAUGCUAAAACUUUUACUGAGCUGGCAGUGUUGCACUGA